AUGGUUGAGUCCAUUCUUGAGCGGUUCACAAAGGAACAUGUAGCUAACGCCUCUACUAUGACCAAGGAAAUUUCUGACUCAGCUGAUGUCUGUAAAUCCUUGACCAAAAAAGUUGAAAAACUAACUGCUGACACCAUAGAGUUUAUGGAGGAUUACAAGAAUACCUACAACUCCAACAUUGUCACUACGAACAAGGCUAUUCAGAAUGAUCUGGCGAUGGAGAACAAAAUAAUGGAUGCUCUUGCCAUCAAAGAAGAAAAAUGUAAAGUGUUGGAAACACAACUUCACUACACUGAGAAGCAAGUUGAUGAUUUGCAAUCGGAGAAGGCUGUCACUAGAAGUUGUAUCUCUAACGUUACUGGACUGCUCUCUAAUAUCAUUGAGACUCGUGAGCCCAUGAACUCCAUCACUGGGGAGAAAUGUGGCUCCAAAGUUCAAUCGAAUGAACCCCCUAAAGCUCCAGUCAACCCUCUCGUUAUUAAGAAAGAAACCAAGUGUAAAGAAAAGCUAUUUAACGAUGAACCCAUUAUCGAUGAUGAAGGAGACAAAGACCCUGAUGAAGCUAAGCUUAAAAGGCAUAAGGCUCGUGAGGCAGAGUUGGAUGAACAUGCUUGCAUCGUCAGAGAGGCAGAAGAAAAGGAAAAGGCUAAAAAAGAAGCUCAAGUCACACUCAAAAUCCGAAUGAUGCUAUUUCCAAAGUGGACCCUUAAGCGAAUUCAGAAUGAGGUUGUGGAUCUACCGGGCCAAUGUUGGUUGGAUCCAGUUGCAUCCUUUGAUGUUCAAAAUUCUCAGGAUUCCCAGUUGGAUCUUCCACUUGCUCUAAAGGCCUUUAGGUAUCGUGCCUUCGUAAAGUUUGUUGAUGCACUUCUCACAGACAGCAAGGCUGGUCAGAUGUUGUUUGCCUUUUACUUGAAGCACAUGAAGCCUCAACAUGAGAACUGGAGUAUUCACAAGAUUAUCGCUGUGAAAGUCACUAGGCUGAUCGAGACUGAAAGCUUCUCUAAUGAGAAGUUUAAAGUUGGGAGAGGAUCAUCAUGUCAAGCCUACGAAUUCACACUCGCAGACCUACCCUGCCUGAACCCCCAUGACUGGAUAGUGCUAUACAACAUGUUGCUAAGAGCAAAGGAGAAGUACAGACCUUUGAUGAUCCUUCUCCAACUUAUGAUCAAGUCAUAUAUUUAG
This is a messenger RNA of Lactuca saligna, 1182 nucleotides long. The record is from the annotation of a GenBank genome assembly. Lineage: Eukaryota; Viridiplantae; Streptophyta; Magnoliopsida; Asterales; Asteraceae.